CCAAGAUCCCCGCCGGGGCGGGCUGAGAGGCUGUCCGUCACUGGUACCCCCGGCAGGGUGGGCCCCGCCUUUUGGCACUCCCAAGUCUCCAGCCUUGCAUCUCAAGGUUACCAGCCGCGACAAGACAACGCAAUUGACAUUGACGCCUAUUGCUGCAACAAUGUCGGCGCCUACCGAUCAGUUCUACCUGCGAUACUACUCCGGUCACUCUGGACGGUUCGGACACGAGUUCCUCGAGUUCGACUUCCGCGUUCUUGGCGAUGGAAGAAGCGCUGUUGCGCGUUACGCGAACAACUCCAACUACCGAAACGAUAGCUUGAUUCGCAAAGAGAUGUGCGUCAGCGCUCUUGUUAUCGACGAGAUCAAGCGCAUCAUCAAGACCAGCGAGAUCAUGAAGGAAGACGACUCAAAGUGGCCACAGAAGAACAAGGACGGGCGUCAAGAGCUCGAGAUCCGGCUAGGCAACGACCAUAUUUCAUUCGAGACGGCCAAGAUAGGUUCAUUGGUCGAUGUCACGGAAUCCGCCGACCCUGAAGGACUCCGAGUAUUCUACUACCUGGUGCAGGAUCUGAAGGCGCUGGUGUUCAGCUUGAUCGCCCUGCACUUCAAAAUCAAGCCCAUCUAAACGAGCAGCGAACCCGAUUUGGCGGCGACGACGACGAAAUUGGAGAUACCCGGAACAACUGGCCAACGAUUCUCGCGAGAGGGGGACCACGGAACGACCGUGACGAAACACCGCAUGCGACCUGCGGAACGACAAUGGUUCCAUUUUCUUCUAGAAAAUUGCAUGAUGUCGUAUGUUGGAUGCAUGGAGGGAGGGAGGUUCUUGGGCCCUUCAGCUCAGACGACAAGCUGGCGAACGGACGUACGGGCAGGCGGGCAAUUCAGAAGUCCUGCUGGUCGUCCCGUAUGAAAGAUAGACUUGGACGAGACUGCACCGCACGGCUUCCGGUCGUGUGUCUCUGUCAGAAAACAUAACGCGAUACAUUUCUCUCUCUCUUUUCUUCUUCGCUUUCCGGCAUAAACACG
Colletotrichum navitas is the source of this 1029-nucleotide messenger RNA. RefSeq names its product mago nashi protein. Gene Ontology annotation, biological process: RNA splicing. Bases 161 to 625 code for a protein of 154 amino acids. NCBI's taxonomy places the organism in Eukaryota, Fungi, Ascomycota, Sordariomycetes, Glomerellales, Glomerellaceae. Gene Ontology annotation, cellular component: exon-exon junction complex; nucleus. The record is from RefSeq and is a predicted model, not a curated record. The transcript is spliced from 6 exons.